Molecule: messenger RNA, 2902 nt
Organism: Bursaphelenchus xylophilus (pine wood nematode)
Lineage: Eukaryota; Metazoa; Nematoda; Chromadorea; Rhabditida; Aphelenchoididae
Source: the annotation of a GenBank genome assembly
AUGACAAGAACAAACGUUUUCUCCCGGGAUGACCAUGAACCGCUGCUUUCCUCUACUAGUGAAGAACUGAAGCCUGAAUUUGAAGACAAUGAGGAUGUUAGGUAAUUUUUUUAAGUUUGAAAAACAUAUUUCUUCCCAUCUUUUUUCAAAGUCUGACGGUUGAAAAAUUUUUGCUUGUUUUUCCGUCUGGCCACUCUCCGCGCUUCACAUGUUCUCUCGGCGACAAAGAUCGUUCAAUAUCUCGGCAGUGGCUUCAAAGCGCUAGUUAAAUUUUCAGAGAUUGAUAUGUUGGGGUACCUUCUUUGUAAAUAGUAUAUCCCUUGCUCCAUGUCUUUCUUGAUAUUACAUUAGCUACCGUAAAAGUGUAAUAUCUUUCUCUUAUCAUCUUCCAAAUUUUAGAGACACUCAAAGCUGUGCCACUUCUAAAUUAGCUAUUGCUAUAUUGUUGACGUCGGUAUGCCCCUUGAUUAUUGUGUUAACCACCUUCCAUUAUCUAUAUCCCCACACGCCGAAUGAAUCUAAUGAAUCUACACUUAAUGCAGCGUAUAACACCUCUCAAGAAUAUGUGAUUCUCGCAUCCGACUCGAAUCUACAUUAUGUGCUGACUAUUCCGUUUGCUGUUCAGCAUUGGCGAAAUUUAAACGUCUCUUCGAUUGUAAUGCUUUGUGGAACCGAAGCGGAAUAUGCGAAUAAUCGUGCGACAAGAGAAGUUGUCGCAGAACUUCAGCGGUUGGGUGUAAGUUCAAUUUCAGUCAGUCCAUGAAGUCAGUCGGUCGACUGAUUUUUGGCGCUUUCACUGACAGAGGAAGUACCCCAAAUGUGACGCACAGCUUUUGAUGAAACUCGGCACAAAUUUAGAAUAAUUUCUUCUAGGAUAUAUGCGAGAAUCCUAGCUCGCGCUUUGCAGAAACAAUCGAGAUUUUUAGAUCGAAAGUCGGCAAAAAAUUGACACUUUUUACCAAAUUUUGACACGAGAAGUUUCAUACCUAAUUCUGCUGCUGAGAGUAAUGUUUCCAGAAAAAAUAAGAAAUUUUCGCCCCGUUAUGGCCAAAAAGUGUUCUUCUCUCUGAUCGCUCUCUCUCAGGGAGAUCGUUGAAUAUCUCGGCAGCGCCUGCAAGGCGCGAGCUAAAAUUUUCAUAAAUUGAUAUCAAGUAAAUUCCCGUUGUGUGUGCAGCAUUUAAAGAAAAUCUGAGGUACUUCCCUUGUGAGCGAAAACAAAGUUCACUUUGCACUGUGCAGUUUCUCGCUUUUUGCACAGUGGGAAGAGCUUUUUUGGGCUGUCGCUCGCCUGACGUUUUUUGCACAGUGCAUGUCCCCCGAACCUCAGACCUUUCAUCGGGCUGGAAAACUGGAGCUACUUGAAUUUUAAGAUAAAUCUUUAAGCUAGAUUCUUUCUACGUAUGCUCGCUUAUCUAAAGGGAUCAAUUAAAAAACCCCUUUUCGCAGAAACCCCCAUAACGCAAAAUUUUAAAUCCGUCGUUAAAUCCGCGGCAAAAAGCACUUCAAAGCUCAUGAAAUUUAGUCUUUUCAGAUACCGCAUGAACCUCAAAAUUCAAACAAUUUCAGGCAGUCGUAUUGUACUUUAAGAACAACACGCUGAAGUCGAACAAUUUCGCCCAAAACAUGCGCAAUUUUGCCGCUGCCACUUCAUUCGUUCAACGGCAUCCGUCAAACUCAACAAUUUUGAUAACAUCGGAUGUUGAUUAUUUCCCAUUCCGCAAAGAGGAUCAUUUUCCGGAUGUCAGGCAUGGAAUGAGGAUCGUCGUCUUCAAUCCGGACUGUUGUAAGCCGCAGAGAUGGAAAAAAUUAAGUUUUCACCAAUAUCCAAUGUCUACAAUUGCGAUGCCGGCUCAGCUGUGGAAGGAGGUUAUGUGUAUGGCAUUUUGGUUAAUUUUGGAUACGCUAGUUAAUUGUCGAAUUCUUACCACAAUUAACUACAGUGGGGGGCAUGACUCAGUGGCAAAAAACGUACCAUUUUGCAUCCGGGAAGUAUCAAAAAUGUGGCAAAAUGCUUCCCUCUCCAAGCGAAGUGAAAAAAACUCUGAUUUCAAAAGCGCGCUCGCUCUUUUUAUGAGGGAAAGGGCUUUCACUUUUAAAGGGAAACAUUUUGCCACAUUUUUGAUGCUCCGUCACCGUACCCGUGAAACAAUGUUUAAAAUCUCCCUUUGUCCCUUCUCGCCCUUUUCGACUGCCCAAAAAACCUUCUGCAGUGUGAAAAAAGCAAGAAAUUGCACAGUGCAGAGGGAACUUUAGUUUUUACAUAGUGCCGAAUUUGCUCCAACGACAACAAACUAUCAGUCUGUCGGGAAAAUAAUGGGCACAAUGUCGCUGCGCCGAUUGCGUCGGUAAAGCGAGGCAAUUUCAUUUUUUCGCGACACAAUUCAUCUUCUUGGCAUUAUUUCCUCGACAGACUGAUAUAUAUUCUACAUAGUAACCUGUCAGCACCUCUAAAGUUUGAUCUUCAGGGAUCCUGCCCAAUGAUAUCGCCACUGGCGAAUAUAUGGAAGCCAAAACAAACCAAAUGUUCGACGGCCAACUAGACCAAUAUUUGCACAAAAUUAACUGGCUUUGGUAUCUUGAUCAACGACUAUUUGGACUGCAAUUCUAUCGAUUGAUGCAGAAACAUCCCGAAUAUGAAAAAUUAAUUUCUGGCCAUUCGCUGAAGAAAAGAAUUGGUCGAGGGUUGACGCCGGAAGAGAUCUCAAAAAUUGAUAUCAGGGAAUACGACGACGCUCAUAUUUCACCGGCGAUUUACAACGAAACAAUUUGGCGGACUAACAGGGUUUUCUUUCGCAAAAUCUUCAGUGAAGAUCAAGCGAUAUUAUUGGAGAAUUAUAGGAAUCGGGCCGUCAAAUUUGUUAAUGCUACGGAGAUCGCUGAAAGGCAUUUUCAUCCAGGAUAA